This is a messenger RNA of Nylanderia fulva, 5741 nucleotides long. Lineage: Eukaryota; Metazoa; Arthropoda; Insecta; Hymenoptera; Formicidae. The record is from RefSeq and is a predicted model, not a curated record.
CGUCCCUCACUGCGCAGCACGGCGAAGCGAGAGAGACGCAUCUCUCUCUCUCUCUCUCUCUCUCUGAAGAUAUUUUCAAAAAAUCGUUUUCUUAUCAAGGAAAUAUGUCACAGUGUGUCAUCUACAUGUUCUCUCCGACGCAUCAUUGCCGUACGUUACGAGGGCGAGGAGGGAAGUGAACGGGCGUCCGGUCGGCACAGCAUUCCUUCCGCAAAGCGUGUCCCGUCGUCGCGGGGCUAGGAUAAACUCCUGGGGCGCGAGUAAUGAUCGAGUGAGGGCGGCUUCGAAGGGACGAUCAACGCGCCGACACGAGAAACACCCGCGGCACGACGCAUCUCGGACGCAUCAUCAUGGGCAUCCUGUGAGAGAGGGCGGCAUCGAAGAGACGGCGCCCCCGUGAAGGGAGAGGAUCGGCCGUACAGGGACGACGAGGACGACGACGAGGGCGUAGGAAGGGCAGGGUCGGCGAGGGAAGGGGGUGGCCGGUGACCCCGGCUCGGGAAGAGGCGAAGACUCUUUGCGACACCGGCUAUCGCGACCGCCAUGUUAUCCCGGAACAGCGGCAGCGCGCGCUCCCUGGCGCCGUUGCUCCUCUGCCUCCUCGUGCUUGGCGCGGCCGGCCUCGACGAAUCCGAUGUAAGUAAACUGGAACCAGCAGUGGAAAUAAAAAUCGAAAAACGGACAGCGACGUUGGAUAUCCAAUCGUCGCAGGAUGCCGAAGGCAUAGAAGCUGGUAGCACGCCGACCCUAUUAUGCAAGCUGAACGUACCGGGUCAAGUCUGGUGGAGCACCGGGGACAGGAAUCUCACCACCAUCAAGGAUCUCGAGCAAGUUGGACGAUUGGAUAUAAAGAAGGCCAGCAGAAAUGACACAGGCGAUUACAAAUGCUCCGCGCAGACCAACGACGGCGAAUCGCUCGAGAAAAACAUUCAUAUCAGAGUGAUAGAACCCGGCAAAAUAACAUCCGGCGGGAACGUGAGAGCGAAAGUGAUGGAAGCGGCCAACUUGACGUGCCACAUACACGGUUAUCCAUUGUCUCAAUUUACUUGGUUAAAAGGGAAUGAUUCAGAGAGCAGCGAGCACUUGAAGAAUAUCACCACCGUCGCGCAGAUAAACGAGACCUAUGCCGUCUUGGUCCUGGAGUUCAAGAGUCUGGCGCGCAAAGACAAUGGCACGUACGUGUGUCAGGCGAACGACUACAACGGGAUGGUGAGCGCCACGGUGCACUUAUUUGUCAUCGACGUGCCCAAAGUCAGCAUAGAUUUCAUGAAAGCUGUCGGCGCCGGGAGUAUAUAUUUAAAUUGGACCGUCAAUGACGGCAACGAGCCGAUCAAGAAAUACUUUAUUCAGCAUAUGAAGAACGGAACGGAUCAACGGCAGUACUAUGCCGAGCAAAUCGGCGGAGGUAAUUCCAGUUACGUGCUCAAGGGAUUCGAGAGCGGCACCGCGUACCGAAUCGGCAUCAGUGCAAUGAAUGUGGUGGGUGCAUCGUACAUGCAGUUGGAUCCGCGAUGGAUCACCACGCUCGAGAAAGAUCCGGUGUUUGUGCCGAAUGUGUCCGUGAAUGGUGUGACAGAGAAUUCGAUUACGAUUGGUUGGACUCAACCGCCGGCGAAUUUGAUAGAACACGUGCAUUAUUAUAAACUGAUGGCUACUCACGCCAAGCAGAAGAGAGAAGCGAUAUAUCUUGCUGACGCUCUUGCCGUGUACAUGUUCAUGGAUCUCGGUCCGGCGACCACGUAUAAAUUCAAGAUUGCCGCCUGCAGCGAGUACACAAAGCAAUGCGGCAAUUGGAGUGCCGAAGUAAACGGCACUACACUGGAUGGAGUGGCCAGUCCUCCAAAAAAUCUCACCGUUAUUUGCCGCUACGACAAUAUAAGCAGCUCCAGCUUCAUGUCCAUUACGUGGAAACCUCCGGAACAGCCGAACGGCAUUAUACAGCGCUACAACAUACAUUUGAUUGGCGAGGCGAGAUUCAAAAACGACAUGGGACGUCUUGACAUUAAUAGUUUUGAACCACCCAGUUGGAGUGUCUUCAACAAGAACAGCACGCGAUACAAUCCAAUACCUCCCAAUACAAAUUAUACGGUUCGGGUACACGGAGUGACCAGGUCUCGCACUCCCGGCAAGGACGCUAUAGGAAAUUGCACUACACCAGUCACAGUUCCGGAUCGCGACAACAUGAACUUGCGCUCCUGGCGGAAAGUUGAAAGUCAGGGUCGACAAUUGUUUAAACUCUAUCUACCGCGCAUCUCCGAACGGAAUGGUCCUAUCUGCUGCUAUCGCAUCUACGUGGUGAAACUGCCACCGCAGAAAACGAUCCGUGAUCUACCGCCGCCCGAAGAGAUCACGGUGUACUCUUACCAUUAUGUGCACAAUUCGCCGCUCGGUGGUGCUUACGUCGUCGAGACAUUCGAGAGCGAUCGGUUGUCGAGCGAGAUCUUCCUCGGCGAUGGCAAGUCGUCCAUCGGUGACGCGAUGUGCGACAAAUGCGUCGGUCUGCGAUCCAAACCGGCGCCGCCGUUGCACUUUGUUCCGGAAAUCCUAUCGACUAUCGCCUCGACCAACGCGAACGGCAGCACUACUACCAUUCCUACGACGACUACAUCGUCACCGACGACAACUGCGAGCAGUACCAGUAGCGGAACUGUGAUUGUCAGCUCGUCCACCGCGUCUGCGACGACUACGAUCGGCACUACCACUAUAGAUGUAACUACGGCAUUACCGGUGAUUGUUAAUGCAACCGAGAAGGCGGAGAGACGGAAAAGAGAAGACUCGCCCGUUCAAAAGGCAUCUGUGGACGGAUCUGUGAACGGGGACAACAUAUUAUCGCCAUAUGAUGGCUUUCUCGACGAAACGUCGAAUUACACCGGUUUUAUCGAAGUUAUCGUAUAUGAUGAUCAGAGGGAUCAGCUUCUACCGGCAUACAGCAACUAUUUCAAUCCUCUCUAUGGUGGAAUGGAUCCUCUCAGCGUAACAGCUGCGGAGGCGACUACCAUCAACGAAAUGAUAAUACAGCUCUUUAUCGCUCUCCUCUUGACCGUUAUGAUUCUGUGCAUCGCACUUUGCAUAUUAUAUAGAUUUACAAAACGUCCGCAAGAGAGAGAGGAAGUCAUAAAUCUGCGUAAUAGUUUUAGGCAUUUCUGCAGAAGUCUGAGAAGCAGGCAUCAGCUUGUAGCAGCGAGUCCGCCGGAUAUGCCGCCGAUACCCAAGAACGAGUUGUUGCAGGCGUACUUGGAACGUCAUCGAGACUCAGAUUAUGGUUUCCAGCACGAAUUUGAACUGCUACCCGACCGAUUUACGGACAGAACGACGCGUGCAUCCGAGGCGCAGGAGAAUCUUUACAAGAAUCGUUACCCAGACAUCAAAUGUUACGAUCAGACGAGGGUGCGUCUGGCGCAGAUGGACGGUAUCUGCGGUUCCGAUUACAUCAACGCCAACUUCGUGCUGGGUUACAAGGAGCGCAAAAAGUUCAUCUGCGCCCAGGGUCCGAUGGAGAACACCGUCUGCGAUUACUGGCGUAUGAUUUGGGAGCAACAUCUUGAAUUGAUACUCAUGCUGACGAAUCUCGAGGAGUACUCGAAGACGAAAUGCGCCAAGUAUUGGCCGGACAAGCGCGAGACCAAGAACUUCGGCGACAUCACGGUGGAGCACGUCAAGGAGCGCGCCUACUCGGACUACGUGGUGCGCGAGCUGAAGAUGACGCGAUUAGGCGAGCGCGAUGCCCGCGCAAUCGUGCAGUAUCACUUCCUCGUGUGGAAGGACUUCGUCGCACCGGAGCAUCCGCACGCGAUCCUGCGCUUCAUCAAGCGCGUCAACGAGGCGUAUUCGCUCGAGAAAGGACCGAUCCUGGUGCACUGCAGCGCCGGCGUCGGCCGCACCGGUACCCUCGUGGCAUUGGAUUCUCUGUUGCAGCAAUUGGCCGAGGAGACCCAGGUGUCCAUCUUCAACACCGUCUGCGAUCUGCGGCACCAGCGCAACUUCCUCGUGCAAUCUCUCAAGCAGUACAUCUUCAUCUAUCGCGCGCUCAUGGAAAUGGCGCAGUACGGUGAUACGGAAAUCCCAGCGUCGCAGCUCAAGGCCACCGUCGCCAAACUCAGGCAACGAGAUAACGGCAAGGAGAAGUGUAAAAUGGAGGAGGAAUACGAUAAAAUCAGUUCCGUAUUGGAAGACCGUAAGUCUUUCUCCGUUGGAGGUGGAGAGGAGAAUAGAUCGAAGAACAGAAGCGAACUGGUGAUACCAUACGAUAGAAAUCGCGUGAUUCUCACCCCAGUCCCUGGCAGGGAACAUUCAACGUACAUUAACGCAUCAUUCAUCGAAGGUUACGAUAAUUCCGAAUCGUUUGUCAUUACGCAGGAUCCACUAGAAACCACUGUAGCAGAUUUCUGGCGAAUGAUUUCGGAACAGUGCAUUUCCACAAUAGUCAUGUUAUCUGAUUUAAACGAAGGUCCACGAAAAUGUCCGCGCUAUUGGCCCGACGACGAGACCAACUAUGAUCACAUAAAAGUCCAUUACAUACACAGCGAGAGCUGUCCGUACUACACGCGUCGCGAGUUUAACAUUGUAAACACUAAGACUGACGAGAGUGGGAUCGUGAAACAGUAUCAGUACCAUGGCUGGCCAACGGUGGAGGGCGAAGUACCUGAAGUAACACGCGGUCUCAUCGAGCUGGUGGACCAAACGUUGACGAAUGACACCGAGACCAGUGGUUCCUUGGUAGUGCACUGCAGCUAUGGAUCUGACCGGAGUUCCAUGUUCGUUGCGCUCAGUAUACUGGUUCAGCAGCUGCGCACUGAGAAACGCGUGGAUAUCUUCACGACGACGAAGAAACUGCGCUCUCAGCGACACGGCAUGAUCAGUACUUUCGCGCAAUACGAGUUUCUUCAUCGCGCCAUCGUGAAUUAUUCGGAUCUUCACAAUUUGGCUGACGACGAAUCUGUGUCAUAAUGUUUGGAAACGUAAGCGGAAGCAAAAUUAGAUUGUUCUAAAUACUCUGUUUUGGGCGGUCAUGUGCGCGAGGACGAGUUCUUGUGACGAGUGUCUGAGAAUUCAUGAACAUUCAAACAAACGUACAUUGCCCCAACCAAAGAUGAACAAGCACUCGAUGGAAGAAUCAUCAUUGACGUCAUUCUCAUCAUUAUCCUCAUCAUCUUUAUCAUCGCCAUUAAAACAGGCUAAGUACGACGCACAACGCGGAUUCGCACGCGAAUCUGAAGACUAUAUUUGUACAUAAUAACAUCAGCAGAUUUUGCAUAUGCUGAUCAUAAGUUAACUUCUGAAGAGAGAAAUCGGAAGAGGAGCAUCAAGCGGAGAUUAACUGGAAAUCGUUUCAUCGUUCGUCUUAUUGUACGUGGAUGACGUCUGUGAGAAUCGCAAAGUGCAGUGCGUGUCGACAUCACGAAACCGUUACAGAAGCUUAUUUUUAUCGAUAGUCUAAUAAUUCAAUCAGAGCGUAACGUAUUUACAGUGCGUCGAAGUUUUUGAAAUAAAUUCGUGACCCGACGUUCUCGUCGGAAUUGUCAGUAUGAUUGUACAGCGAGGGAUUGGUCACAAAUAUGAACGAGUUUAUAGGUAUGUCUACGCAUAUACAUUCUUCUGAUAGAUGUAUAACGCUAGAGCUAGAAGCUUGAAUUGAAACAAAACGACGAGAAGCCCCCGAUGUCGCGAUUAAUCUAAGAACCGGGUAUCGAUUGUGAAACUUUUUCUAAAGUAAAAAAUGAAAAAUUUCCGCCAAUCACGCA